Cryptotermes secundus is the source of this 2512-nucleotide messenger RNA. It is a transcript of the gene CRIF, whose product is annotated as growth arrest and DNA damage-inducible proteins-interacting protein 1. The transcript is spliced from 3 exons. NCBI's taxonomy places the organism in Eukaryota, Metazoa, Arthropoda, Insecta, Blattodea, Kalotermitidae. Gene Ontology annotation, cellular component: nucleus. The coding region runs from base 1221 to 2075 and encodes 284 amino acids. The record is from RefSeq and is a predicted model, not a curated record.
AUGAUAACAAGGAUUUAAAGUAUGCAUGGUAUAGAGUGCGAACAGUCUCGAUCCCUAGCACUCUGCUGACUAUUCGUAGGGCAAAACAUAUUUUACAUAACUUGUUUGCUAGCUUUUGAGUAUGUGUAGACCACUCUAAAUUCUUGUCUAGCCAUAUUCCCCAAAAUUUUGUGUAUUCCACAUUAUUGAUUUCUUUGCCAUAAAAUUUUAUUGACGGGUAUUCUAGGUACAUCUUCUGAGUGUGCUGGAAGGAUAUUGCUACCGUUUUCUCUAUAUUAAUAAUUAACUUAUUCUUUCGAACCACUCUGAGUGUAUUUAUUGUUUCACUUAUUUCCUUUUGGACAACAUCGACCAUAUUCCCUGAUAUAAAAAGACUGGUAUCGUUGACAAAGAACGUUGGUUUUCCCUGCUGAAUACCUGCUUCUAAAUCAUUGAUAUAUAGCAGAAACAAAACUGGUCCAAGAACAGAACCUUGCGGGACUCCAUGACUUACGGGUCUUUGUUGUUGGUUACAAAUACAAAAGCCAUAAAUGCAGUACAACUGAGACACAAAAAAAAAUACAUCCACACAUAUAAGUCAAUACUGUCAACUUAUGCUAUGUACAUAACCUUUUAAAAGGAUGAGUCAUUAUUAGACAUUUUAAGACAUAUCACUCGUAUUAUACAAUUACUGAAAUACAUCAAUAAUUAUAAAUACAACACUGAGGCUACUGACACCGUCGCAAAAUAGUUCACAGCAAGAAAAUCCAUGGACACCACAUAACCCUCUAAUUACUGUUCAGACUGCUACGCUUGCCCCCUCCAGUGUCGUACUUCCAUAUAUUCCACUUCACUCGUCAGCUCAUUCUCCUCAUUUUAAUUCAUGCGUGCAACCACGGAUUCGUACACCACGUGUGGGUUCUCGUGGUAGAUACUAUCAAUGGGAUAUUGAAUUGAAUUGAAUUGAAUUUAUUUACAUUCCGUUACCUCAUCGGUCUCAUCUCAGAGCAGGCCAUUGCUGCCAACGCUGUCAACGGUACUCUGAGCUCUGAAACGUGAAAUGUGAGAGAUCUGAUUACAUCGCAAUGAUAGCAGUUAAGGAAGCAAUUUUCGUUAUGCUUAUAAGUCUUAUAUUGUGAGGUGUAAACAAGGAAUUCUGGAAGGGUUUAAUUUAUAUGGCAUUCGUUUGUUAAAUAAGUUUAGUGUCAAGAACAUACUGGUAAUUCUUGUAGGGUACAGAAAUGUCUAGCUUGGUGAAGAGUAUUACUCAUUAUGUUGUAAAUACACGGUCCCUAAGGAAUGUUGCACGGUUUGAAAGUGUGUUUGUUAGACGUCAGGUGUUUCAAAAAAUUGAUCAAAACGUUAAAUAUUUAAAGACAGUAGCAGCUGAUACAAAGCUUAUCGAAGAAGCUAGUACUACAACUGAAGAAGAUGACGAAGUUACGGCCAGAAAGGAAGAAGAAAUUCAAAGGAAAAGAAAUAAAUCCCGAUUGAAUCCUCAGCAUAGAAACCUACUGCAUGAAAAAGUGCCUUAUUCUGAACCCAUGGACUGGUUUCAUGAAACCGUGAAAUAUAAGCGUAAGAUGUAUGGUCGCUAUGGGCAGUCAAGUGGAGUUCUUCCAGGUAUAAUGUGGCCCACUAGAGAGGAACUAGAAGAAAUGAAAGAGUAUGAGAGCGUGGCAUAUCCGUAUACUAUUCAAGAACUAAUGACGAGAGCGGAGACUAAAAAAAAGGAAGAACAGGAAGCAUUAAAGGCGAGGGAAGAAGAUAUCAUGAAGAAAUUUGCUAAGCUGGAACAAUGGAAGCAUGAAGUUAAGGUUAAUGCUGCCAAAAAAUUGGCAGAGGUAGAAGCUGCCAAGGCGAAGAAAGCUAGGUUGGUGGAGGAAGUGCGUCGUCACUUCGGGUUCAAAAUUGAUCCUCGGGAUGAUCGCUUUAAGGAACUGUUAGAAGAGAAAGAAAAAGAAGAACGUAAAAAGGCCAAAGAUGCUAAGAAGAAAGCCAGACAACAGCUGGUAAUGACCAGGUUGAAGGAACAGAUGCAGCUAACUCAGGAGGAGAACAGAAUAGUGUCUGAUAAUGUAGAACAGAAACCAUAAUGUGCUGCAUCUGUUUGUAUAGUUUCUUCUGUAACCAGAUAUGAAAUUUGUACAUUUUAGUGGUAAUUUACACAAAAGGCCAUUUUUUUCUGUAGUGACUGAAAUUCAGUAUGCAUUACAAUUUAUCCUGUAUGCAUUUUUUAUUUACGGUAAUUUUGUUAUAAAAUUGAAAUUGAAAUCUAAUGAACAACAGAAGAAACAAGAUGAAGAAUUUGUCUGAAUUUCUAUAUUUUUCUCAUUGCACAGGAGAAUGAACCUGUACUUCACUUAGCCAGUGGUUAUGUUUACAUUAUACAUAUAAAUAAGAAGUUCUGGGAAGAACUAAUAGCCUACUUUCCUUUCACUGUAAUUUGAGUAUCUGACAUGACAAGUAGAAAGAAAAUUUUAAGUAUGUGUGCUAAUUGAAUUCAAUAAAGCAAUACAGUUUGGACACUUCA